Cordyceps militaris CM01 is the source of this 1176-nucleotide messenger RNA. RefSeq lists its product as uncharacterized. Lineage: Eukaryota; Fungi; Ascomycota; Sordariomycetes; Hypocreales; Cordycipitaceae. The record is from RefSeq and is a predicted model, not a curated record. The transcript is spliced from 3 exons. The coding region runs from base 1 to 1176 and encodes 391 amino acids.
AUGGGUGGUGUCGAACCGAGGGGCGGUGACGUCCCGGAUCGCGGCCCGGGGCUCGUCCUCAUCCUGUGGUUGCUGACGACGCUGGCCGGCAUCACCGCCGUGCUGCGCGUCGUUGUCCGCACGCGCAACCGCAUGUUUGGCUGGGACGACAUUUUCAUGAUAUUCGCCAUGCUAUGUUUUAUCGGAUGGAGCGUCGUCUUGACGCUGUACGCGCAAAAGGGCGGCUCGAUGCACAUUGGUGACGUCGCCCGGACCGGGCCGGACAAUGUCGCGAGCGUGCUGUUUCUCAACUGGCUCAGCCAGGUGUUUGGCAUCCUCGGCGUGGCCGCCGGCAAGAUCUCGGUCGCGGCGCUGCUGCUCGCCAUCAUCCGGCUGACGGAGCUGCGCUGGCAGCGCGUCUUCCUCUGGGUCGUGCCCGUGACGCUGGCGAGUCUCGUCGCCGUCGCCUGCGCCGCGCUCACCUUUGCGCAGUGCGCGCCGGCGCGGGCGCUCUGGGACCAGCGCGUCCCGGGCCGGUGCAUCGACCCUCACGUCAUGUCCUCUUUUGGAACCUUUACCGGCGCAUUCAACACCUUGACCGACGCCAGCCUCGCCCUCAUCCCCGCCACCAUCUUCUGGCAGCUCAACAACACGACGACGGAGAAGACGCAGCUGACCGUCGUGUUUGGCCUCAACAUCCUCACCUCGCUCUGCUCCGGCAUCAAGACGCGGCACCUCGCCGCGCUCGCCGACCGCACCGACCAGACCUGGGCCACGUACGACAUCUUUGUCUGGGUCACCGGCGAGCUGUUCCUCAUGAUUGUCUGCGGCAGCAUCCCGACGCUGCGGCCCGUGCUCGCCUGGUGCCGCCGCGCCGCCGGCAGCGUCAAGAGCGCCGUGUCCUCGUCGUCGUCGUCCAAGCACGCGCGCAGCUCACAGAGAGGCAGCGCCCGACUGCCCUCGCACGCCGACGACACGGACAAGAACGACGCCGAGCUCGCCGAGCUGCGCGCGCUCGCGCACCUCUCUAUCAAGACGAAGACGACGGUAGAGAGGGUCCGCUCGCGCGGCGACAGCUUCGACGGCCUGUUUGACGAUAACAAUGGCGUCAGGGUCGAGAUGAUGUAUGAUGUGAGGCGCGAUACGAGACCGAACUCGGCGGUGCCGCCGGUUGAGCCGCGCGGCGGCCACCCGUGA